Messenger RNA from Sphaeroforma arctica JP610, 2168 nucleotides. RefSeq lists its product as hypothetical. Gene Ontology annotation, molecular function: ubiquitin binding. Gene Ontology annotation, biological process: nuclear membrane reassembly; proteasome-mediated ubiquitin-dependent protein catabolic process; autophagosome assembly. Lineage: Eukaryota; Ichthyosporea; Ichthyophonida. The record is from RefSeq and is a predicted model, not a curated record. Bases 154 to 1521 code for a protein of 455 amino acids. The transcript is spliced from 3 exons. Gene Ontology annotation, cellular component: nucleus; cytosol.
AAUUUGUACGGCAAGCUUGUGGUGACAUAUAUCAUCUCAUAUUUUAUGGAAAGUCUACCUCUUCGUAUGCCACAUAUUCCCAUUCCAAUCAUAGAGAAAUUUAUAAACCCGUUCGCUUUGUUAUAGACAUUCAAGUAUUUCUUAUUCUACACUAUGGACCAGUCCGAGGCCGUUGCCAACUUCGUCGCCAUCGCUCAUUGCAGUGAAGAGACAGCUCGCUUUUAUCUCGAUGCCAGCAUGUACGAUGUUGAUCAGGCAUUAGGAGCGUACUACCAAUCCCAGGACAGUGACAGGGGUGCAGAUGGUAUGGUGGAGGAUGUGAGUGACGAGUCUGAGGGGGAAACACUCUCGAGACAAGGCAAUGUAUCAGCUCGUGAACCGGGAUCGAACUUUCCACUCCCGGAUAAUGUUGAACCGGCGACAGCCAGGGCACCACUAUCAGAGUAUGAGAAACAGGCACGCCGUGCACCCAUUUCUGGCGUGAGCGGAACCAAGAGCAAGGCAAAGAAGAGCAAACCGAACAAGAAGGUCAACACCAUUUUUGACAACAACGACUCAAGCAGCGAAGAGGAUGACCAGGACAAGCCCAAUAACUACUACGCGGGCGGGGGUAAGAGCAGUGGACAGUAUGUCCAGGGACCCCCCGGAGAAGGACAGGGCCGGGGUGGGCCACGUGGCAUGGAUCUGGGCGGUAGCGCAGAUGUAGGUGGGAAUAAUAACGGUAGCGAUGACGAGUCCGAUCUUGUGAAGAGUAUAUUCAAGCGCGCCCAAGCGGAAGGGCACGCACCCAAACACCCGCCCGGGGAGGAGCCUAAGAAGACAAGGUCGGCUUUUGGUGGGCUCGGGUUCGCGCUGGGUGAUGAGACGUCGGAUUCAGCGCCUAGAACAGUAGGUACGAGUUUGCGAGAGACGGAGGCGUUGGAGCAAGAGAGUAGCCAUGGCACGCAGAACAUAGUGUUCUGGCGCAACGGGUUCACUGUGGGGGACGGGGAUCUGCGGAGUUAUGAGGAUCCGGCCAACAAGGAAUUCCUGAGUGCUCUAAACAAUGGCUACGCCCCUGCGGAGCUGACGAACGGCAGGAACAUGACUAAUGUGAGUGUGGUGGUGUCUGAUAAGAAGGGCGAGGAGUAUGUGCCAACCAAGAAGCCUAUGAAGGCGUUUGGCGGGGUGGGCCGGACGCUAGGAAGCCCAACCCCCGAGGUUUUGGGUGCGGGCACAGUGGGCGUGUCAGCCACCCCAGCCUCAUCGUCUGGGGCCACCGAAAACCCCGUGGCAGUAGACGACACACAGCCCACCACCUCCGUUCAAAUAAGACUCAGUGACGGCGCACGCUUGGUAGCCAAACUCAACCACACACACACGGUGGGAGAUCUGCGUGCCUAUAUAAGGGCACAGCCCGGGGCCUAUGCGGGCGCCUUUAACCUGAUGACGCCGUUUCCCAGAGUGAUAUUGGGCGACGAUUCUGUUACUCUGGCGGAUGCGAAGCUGCUUAACGCGGUUGUCGUACAACAAAGGGUGUGAGCGUUGCUGCCGAGGACAGGCUAUAUACAGCACUGGUAGUAUAUGGUGGCUGGACACGAGGGUAUCGCAAGUUAUAGCUCGGUGACUCGUACAAACAAUCGCUCACAGGACCUGCACGUGAAUGGGCGUAUGAGACAACUCUCUAUUCCGCUCUGUACGCUUGGAUAUGUAUAUUCAACUCUGUACACACGGAUAUGUGUACAUACUACACGUUAAAGUGAGCGCCUCGAGCUGCAUGUGAUUUAUUUGGCCAUGGGAGGGAGAAAUGAGAAUCCUCAAAACAAAGGACGAUUUAUGGGACGCCCUUACUUUUACUUUGUACGGCUACAAAGUGGUGGGCAACAACCCCAGUGCCGUGUCUGAGUAGUUAACUGAGAACGCGUCUAUGGGUACAGAGUGCCUGUGAGUGUCGAUGAGUGUCUAUGAGUAGGUAAUCGAGAACCUUCACGUCGUACUUCUGAGCACAUUUGUAGUGUUCAGAAACUCCUUUGGACCGACACACAAUAUUAAUAAGCAGUCCAUCAGCAAAUGCCCCGCGUGUAGGCGCCGACAUACUCUGUCUGGUGACAGACAAUAAAACAGCACGCUUUUCCACGUCUCGAGGUGCCUAUUAAAGUAUAUACAUAAAAGUAGGGCCAGAACAUUCC